CGCUGAGCUAGUGCUUCCUGGGCUUGGCCCUAGCUCCGGAUACUGCGGAGGAGGCAGAAGAGCAAAGCCUGCACCAUAUAUACCUUUGCAUCUCUUAUCUGGGCCUUUGGCUUUUCAAUGUCAGGUUCCCGGGUUGUGUCUCUGCCCUCCCCCUUUCAACCCUUAGACGCCAAAGGCUUUUUCUCCCACUGGGUUCUUAUCUCUAUUGCCGGGCAUUCGUAUCCUUUGUUUGUUCGCAGGCGUUAUGCCCUCUAUCGAAAUGUCCGAGAACGUCCGACCAUCACCCUCCACCAAGGCCCAGGAUGAGACUCACAUCGAGAAGAACAGCAGCGAAUAUUUUGAGAAGGUAGAAGAGGGCCCCUCUUCGUAUGCCGAGAUUGCUGCUGCCUCUCUUUCACCCUCUCAUCGAGAGUACCUCCUUCAACGCCAUGGAACAUUGGAGCUGGAUCCCAUACCAAGUCAGUCGGGCGCAGACCCGUACAACUGGCCCACUUGGAAGAAAUUGACCAACCUUAUCCUCGUCGCCUUCCACGCCUGUAUGGGAACAUUCACAGCCUCAAUCAUUCCUGCCUAUGAAAGCAUUGCAGAGGACCUUGGGGUAUCUAUGCAGAGGGCAAGCUACCUAACUUCACUUCAAAUUGCAAUUUUAGGAGGUGCACCUCUGUUCUGGAAGCCUUUGGCCAACCGGUAUGGACGUCGACCCAUAUUCCUUCUAUCAACCAUCCUCAGCUUAGUAUGCAAUGUGGGCUGCGCGAAGAGUACGACCUACGCUUCCUUGGCUGCAUGUCGAGCCCUAACGGCUUUUUUCAUCUCACCGGCAGCGGCCAUUGGCAGUGCAGUGGUUACAGAAACCUUCUUCAAGAAGGAGAGGGGUCGUUAUCUGGGUGUCUGGACAUUAAUGGUCACCUUGGGUGUUCCAGUUGGCCCCCUGAUCUAUGGUUUUAUUACGUACCGGGUAGGAUAUCGUUGGAUUUUCUGGGUCCUGGCUAUCACCAAUGGUGUCCAGUUUAUCCUGUAUCUGUUUCUGGGACCCGAAACCCGCUACAUCGGUGGCAGUACGGAGGGCAUGUCCGAUUUCAAGGCUCAGUACCUCUCUUUCCGCCGUAUUGAUCCAACGCCACUCACAAUCUCCGAAUUUUUCCACCCUUUGACCAUGGCCGCGCGCCCCAGUGUGAUGAUUCCGGCAUGUGCUUAUGCCAUGGUUUUCUUAUUCGGCAGCGUGAUGAUCACAGUAGAGGUGCCCCAACUUUUGCAAGCAAAGUUCGGUCUCAAUGCCGAACAGCUCGGUCUCCAGUUCAUCGGAGUGAUCAUCGGUACUAUUCUGGGCGAGCAGAUUGGAGGAUCCAUGUCCGACUACUGGAUGACUCGACGUGCACGCAAAACACAACACAAACCGGAUCCCGAGUUUCGCCUUUGGCUAAGUUAUCCUGGUGUGAUUCUUACUAUUGUUGGUGUCAUUGUCUUCCUGGUCUGCACCCAACAGGCCUCUGUCGACCACUGGGUUGUGUCACCAAUUGUGGGCACCGCCAUUGGUGCCUUUGGUAACCAGCUUGUGACGACUGUUAUGGUAACGUAUGCGGUGGAUUGUUACCCUGAGGACUCCGGCAGUGUUGGUGUUUUCAUCACCUUUGCUCGUCAGAUGUGGGGUUUCAUUGGUCCUUUCUGGUUCCCUGACAUGUUUGAUAAUGUUGGUGUUGCGACUAGCUCGGGCGUUGCGAGUGCGAUGAUGUUUGCUGUCAGCUUCUUGCCCAUCAUUGCUGUUCAUAUGUUUGGGAGGAAAUGGCGUAAUCACACUUAGAAUAACGUGUAUUUAUGAC
Molecule: messenger RNA, 1817 nt
Organism: Aspergillus sclerotioniger CBS 115572
Lineage: Eukaryota; Fungi; Ascomycota; Eurotiomycetes; Eurotiales; Aspergillaceae
Product: putative MFS transporter
Exons: 4
Coding region: 245-1798 (517 amino acids)
Biological process (GO): transmembrane transport
Molecular function (GO): transmembrane transporter activity
Source: RefSeq, a predicted model, not a curated record